UCUCAGACUGACACUUAUUCAACACUGCCACCCUAAGCAGAUUACUUUUGCGCUUGCCUGUGUCAAAUACGUAGUUCACAUUGCCUCUCCAUCAUGUUUAGGAUGCUGAAACACCACCUCCACCCGGGCAUUUUUCUCUUCUUCAUAUGGCUUUGUCACCUCAUGGAACAUCAAAAAGUUCAAGCUGGGAACUGCUGGCUGCAGCAGGGGAAGAACGGGAGGUGCCAGGUGCUCUACAUGCCCGGGAUGACCAGGGAGGAGUGCUGUCGGAGUGGAAGACUGGGGACGUCCUGGACCGAGGAGGACGUCCCCAACAGCACGCUCUUUAGGUGGAUGAUCUUCAAUGGCGGAGCCCCAAAUUGCAUACCUUGCAAAGGUGGAGAAACCUGCGAUAAUGUUGACUGUGGGCCUGGAAAGAGGUGCAAGAUGAACAGAAGAAGUAAGCCGCGCUGCGUGUGCGCGCCAGACUGCUCCAACAUCACCUGGAAAGGACCCGUCUGCGGCUCAGACGGAAAGACCUACAAAGACGAAUGCGCACUGCUGAAAGCUAAAUGUAAAGGCCACCCAGACCUGGACGUGCAGUACCAGGGAAAGUGCAAGAAAACGUGCCGUGACGUCUUGUGCCCCGGCAGCUCCACAUGCGUCGUGGACCAGACGAAUAACGCGUAUUGUGUGACGUGUAAUCGGAUUUGCCCUGAGGUGACGUCGCCUGAGCAGUACUUGUGUGGAAACGACGGGAUCAUCUACGCUAGCGCGUGUCACCUGAGAAGAGCUACCUGUCUCCUGGGCAGAUCCAUCGGAGUGGCAUAUGAGGGAAAAUGCAUCAAAGCCAAGUCGUGUGAGGACAUCCAGUGCAGCGCAGGGAAGAAGUGUCUGUGGGAUUCUCGGAUGAGCCGAGGCCGCUGCUCGUUGUGUGAUGAGGCCUGUCCAGAGAGCAGGACGGACGAGGCGGUGUGUGCCAGCGACAACACCACAUAUCCCAGUGAAUGUGCCAUGAAGCAGGCUGCUUGCUCUAUGGGGGUGCUGCUAGAAGUCAAGCAUGCAGGAUCUUGCAACUCCAUUACAGAAGACCACGAGGAGGAUGAGGAAGAUGAGGACUCAGACUACAAGGCCUUUGUCCAUAUAUCUUCUGUUCUGGAUGGAUAGGCCCCCAUCACUAGGGGAACAGUCCUAGGGCAAGGAAUCAUGUCCAUACUGUAAAUUAUGUGUAUGCUUAUUUAUUUUUUAAAGAAAAGGAAGUAUACAUAUAGUUCAGUCUGCUAGCUGUUUAUUUAUACUUUUUGUGUUUUAUAAUUUAUACUAUUACAAUGUCAGGCUUACUAUCUACCAUGAUAUAUUGUGUUACCACUCAUUUCCCCCUUUUUUGUUGUUGUUGUCCCUUUUACUUUCUUUUUUUUUAUCAUGAAGAAAUAUAUUUGUCCAAAGAGAAGCAGUGUUAUUUAUUUUUCAUGUUACGUGUAAGUAUAAGUCCUCUUCAAGCUGUAAAUUGCAUUCCCUGAGCUGUACAAAUCUGCUUGUUUCUGUCAGAUCUCUAUCACAGAUGUUUAUGUCACACAUACGUAAAUGCAUGUUUAGGCUGUGUGUUUAUUUAUUGGGAAUAUAUCAAUCAUUUUAUGUACAGAAGUGUUUCUGGUUGUUUACAACUCAUAAUAACUGACCAAAGGGAUUCUCUCAAUGGUUUUGCAAAAGAGCAUUGUAAAAGCUGCAACACAGCAGUGAUGAAGUGGAAAAGAAAAAGAGAGCCAUUUGUGUUUCUUUUCUUCUUCUUUUUUUGUUACCCUUCCGUUCUUUCCCCUGUAGAUGUGUUUCCACACGGAGACGACAACUUUAGACAUUAUUCAAUAGCAUUUAUUUUGUGUCACCACAGAACAGAGGUAGAUUUUGGAUGAUACUUGAUUUUUUUUUUUUUAAACAAUGUGCCAUUAACAUUUGUGUGCUGUCUUCUUGCCAAUGUGCUCAAUACUGCUCUCGAAGAGCUUAAAUAGGACUAACGGACUGCAGUACUACACAUAUAUCAGACUUCAUCACUAUGUUUCUUAUUUUUCUUUUUUAUUUCUCAGAAUGCAUUUUAUUUUCAAACAUCACAAGAGAAAUACAAAAUUCUGUUAUGAAUAUAUAGUUUUGUAUUUUUUAUGUAAAUGUCAUAUGUACAUACAAAGUUUGAUGGUAUUUGUACAGAUAUGAAGAGUGAAUCAAUAAAAGUUUUUUUCCUUAUA
Molecule: messenger RNA, 2216 nt
Organism: Labrus bergylta (ballan wrasse)
Lineage: Eukaryota; Metazoa; Chordata; Actinopteri; Labriformes; Labridae
Gene: fsta
Product: follistatin a
Biological process (GO): regulation of BMP signaling pathway; negative regulation of activin receptor signaling pathway; multicellular organism development
Molecular function (GO): activin binding; protein binding
Source: RefSeq, a predicted model, not a curated record